UUGGAGGAGGCGCUGUUCAGAACCCUGUAGGGAUCCCUACCCGUCGCGCUGAAGUAACGAUGGAGCAGCUUUAUGGCUUUUUCGAGGGGAGCUUUUUGAGCGAGCAUUCUAGUGACAUAAGUUGUCUGCUGUCGCAGAGUCAGAAGCAGUUGCUGCAUAUGGCGCGGAUGCUCGCACAAGAGCAGAUUCCGGAUGUGGUGCUUCUGGACGAAAUUUCAGCUGCCUUACCUGAUACAGAAGCUGAUCGUAUGCUGACGACGCUACUAGAGAAGAUCGGACCGAAGCGCACAGUAAUCUGUAUCACGCAUCAGACCCAUCUUCCCUGUUUUCACACCUUGUUCGAUCGCAGGAUCGAGCUCAAGCUAGGCAGAGUGGUCAGCGACGAGACGAUCGAAAAGAUAGAGUAGCUGCCCAGCAAGAUAUUUAUCUAUGAGUUGCAAAUGGGAGAUCUGUACCUCCGUAGAACAGGUCUUUUCCUAGAACCACACAUAAGUUAACUUACCUGUGGUGUUAGAAAACAUGAUGUGUGAAGAAGAUAAUGCUGGCUUCUAGAAGUGAACAAGGCAGAUCUAAGCAACAUAAACCGUGAUUAAGUUUUCGUGGUUACGAUCGUCGCUCUUGCGUUCGCGGUUCUUGAAUAGUGUUUCUGUACAGGUGAUACUUCUCGACUAUCCGGACAUCAUACCUUCAUCCACCAUCCUUUUUUGACCCUACGAUGCUACUCUUUCAUCAGAAAGUCAAAGUUAUAAUUAUAUCUACCUACCUCCCAAGACGAAGCCCAACCGCCCCAUCUGCAUUUAAGUAAGCAUCUUCUGAUUAUUCAUUCACGUUCACCUUCAUCUUCACCAACCUCACCUAAAAGACAAAAUGAUUUGCAAGAAGCGCAUGGUUUUACUGGUGUCUGUGACUCAUCACAGAAAAAACCUUCAAAACAAGGGAGGAAUCGAAAUCUUUCUUUCGAGAAGGACUUAUGGAUGUGAGCCUCUCGUGAUUAUUGCAUGUUUGCAAGUUCAUGUAAUGGUGCCAUCAAUUUGAAUCAUUGUUCUCUAAUCAAUCAAUCAAUCAAUCAAUCAAUCCGCUUCACGUUAUGACUUUCUCAGGAUCGACAUCGACCCAAAGAAUAAGAAACCUCUUUCCUCUCCUCUUGG
Molecule: messenger RNA, 1148 nt
Organism: Amoebophrya sp. A25
Lineage: Eukaryota; Dinophyceae; Syndiniales; Amoebophryaceae
Source: the annotation of a GenBank genome assembly